This is a messenger RNA of Cheilinus undulatus (humphead wrasse), 7933 nucleotides long. Its product is annotated as protein jagged-2-like. The record is from RefSeq and is a predicted model, not a curated record. Gene Ontology annotation, biological process: heterophilic cell-cell adhesion; cell communication; establishment or maintenance of epithelial cell apical/basal polarity. Gene Ontology annotation, cellular component: plasma membrane; protein-containing complex. NCBI's taxonomy places the organism in Eukaryota, Metazoa, Chordata, Actinopteri, Labriformes, Labridae. Gene Ontology annotation, molecular function: Notch binding; calcium ion binding. The coding region runs from base 238 to 4005 and encodes 1255 amino acids. The transcript is spliced from 26 exons.
GAAAGUGGAGUUCGCGCGUCUUGUGCGUCCGUGGACCAAACAGCAGCAGCAGCGGUGCGCUAUUUUACCUCCUCCAGAUCCGCUGGCAUCCCGGGGAGCAGCUACACCGUGCAUGCCUCGGACACCAGGAGGAGGAGGAUAACGACUUUCUUCUUCUUCUUCAUGAUCAUUUUGACUCAUUGAGACUUACAUAUUUAGCAUUUCCCUCAUGGUAACCAACACUGAGCAGCCGGAGACAUGUGGAAUAUUCCGGGGAAACUGCACCGCUUCUUGCUAGUGUGUUUUCUCCUGACGCUGUGGGCUGAGGUGUCUCAGUCCACCGGUUACUUCGAGCUGCAGUUGAUUUCAGUGGAAAACCCGAAAGGUCAGCUCCUCAACGGCGACUGCUGCGACGCGGAGAAGAGCGCGGCGGAGGGCCACUGCGGCGCGGACGAGUGCGACACCUACUUCAGAGUGUGUUUAAAGGAAUACCAAACGGAGGUCACGACCAAUGGACCGUGCACCUACGGCUCGGAAACUACUAAAGUUAUCGGUGGGAAUACUUUUCAGUUCAAAGGCGGCCAGAAAACUGGACAGAACCGGAACAACGACGCAGGGAAGAUCAUCAUCCCCUUCCAGUUCGCAUGGCCGCGAGCAUACACUGUGAUAGUGGAGGCGUGGGACAGAGACAACGGCACACACAGCAAUGAUGAUGAGCUGCUGAUUGAGCGCAGCAUCCACAAAGGAAUGAUCAACCCCGGUGAGGAGAAGCAGACAGUUGAGUACAAAAGCUCAGUCGCCAGUCUGGAGUACACCAUCCGUGUUCGCUGCAACGAACAUUACUACGGCAGCAAGUGCAACAAAGUCUGCCGACCCCGGGACGACUACUUUGGCCAUUAUGUGUGUGACCAGUUUGGGAACAGAGAGUGUAUGGAGGGCUGGACGGGGCCCGACUGCAAAGCAGCCAUCUGCAAACAAGGAUGCAGCCUCCAGCAUGGGACAUGCAACGUGCCGGGAGAAUGCAAGUGUAACUACGGCUGGCACGGCCCCCUCUGCGACGAGUGUCUGCCCUAUCCCGGCUGUGUCCAUGGGACCUGCAGCGAGCCCUGGCAGUGCACCUGUGAGAAGAACUGGGGAGGCCUGCUGUGUGACAAAGAUCUGAACUACUGCGGCACCAACAAGCCCUGUAAGAACGGAGGAACUUGUAUGAACCCAGAGCCAGACGAGUAUAACUGUGCCUGUCCUGACGGAUACUCUGGCAAGAACUGUGAAAUCGCUGAGCACGCCUGCGUGUCCAAUCCCUGCGCCAACGGAGGGACCUGCUAUGAAGUCCCAUCAGGCUUUGAGUGCCACUGUCCGGCUGGCUGGUCGGGGCCGACCUGUGCUCAAGACACAGAUGAAUGUGCAUCCAACCCGUGCGCCCAGGGCGGGACGUGCAUUGACAUGGAGAACGGCUUUGAAUGCCUCUGUCCUCCACAGUGGACGGGCAAGACCUGCCAGAUUGACGUUAAUGAGUGUGCAGGGAAGCCUUGCCUCAAUGCUUACUCUUGCAAAAACUUGAUUGGUGGAUAUCAUUGUGCCUGCUUUCGUGGAUGGGUGGGCCAGAACUGUGACAUAAAUAUGAACAGCUGCCAUGGUCAGUGUCAGAACGGCGGGACCUGCAAGGAGGUAGCCAGAGGAUACCAGUGUGUUUGCCAAGCAGGCUAUGUUGGCCGCCACUGUGAAAUUCAGAGAAACCGCUGUGCGAGCAGCCCAUGCCGGAAUGGCGGUCGCUGCCACGCCCUGCUGGACGGCUUUAUGUGUGAAUGCCUGCAGGGUUUCACUGGUACCACCUGUGAGGUGCAGAAUGAUCCAUGCAGCCCGAACCCUUGCCACAAUAAGGCUCAAUGCCACAGCAUGAUGGGAGAUUUCUACUGUAGCUGCCCGGAUGAUUACGAGGGCAAAACCUGCUCAGAGCUCAAAGACCACUGCAAGACCAACAGGUGUCAAGUGAUCGACAGUUGCACUGUUGCUGUGGCAACCAACGAUACCCAAAAGCGGGUGUGGCACAUCUCCUCGAAUGUGUGCGGCCCCCAUGGACGUUGCAUCAGCCUUCCUGCCGGGAACUUCAGCUGCUCCUGUGAGCCGGGAUUCACUGGCACCUACUGCCACGAGAAUAUAAAUGACUGUGCGUCAUCCCCCUGUAAGAACGGAGGCACAUGCAUUGAUGGUAUCAACUCCUUCCAGUGUUUCUGCCCAGACGGCUGGGAGGGAAGUCUAUGCGAUGUUGAUGUGAAUGAGUGUAGCAGAAACCCCUGCCAGAACGGAGGCCAAUGCAUCGAUCGAUUCAACGACUUCUCCUGCAACUGUGUUGACAACUGGAAAGGAAAGACCUGCCACUCACGUGAGAGCCAGUGCGACUCCACUACCUGCAGUAAUGGAGGGACGUGUUACGACCACGGGGACUCUUUCCUGUGUAUCUGCCCCUCAGGCUGGGGUGGCAGCACCUGCAACACAGCCAUGAACAGCACAUGUGACCUGAGCCCUUGUGAGAACAGCGGGACGUGUGUCGGAGGAGGAGACGCCUUCACCUGCAUCUGCAAGGAUGGCUGGGAGGGGCCCACCUGUGCACAGAAUGUUGACGACUGCAAUCCACAUCCCUGCUACAACGGCGGCCUCUGUGUCGAUGGCGUGAACUGGUUUCGCUGCGAGUGCGCCCCAGGAUUCGCCGGACCGGACUGCCGCAUCAACAUAGAUGAGUGUCAGUCAUCUCCGUGCGCUGAGGGUUCAACCUGCAUGGACGAGAUCAACGGCUACCGCUGCGUCUGCCCUCCAGGAUACGCUGGAGCUCGCUGUCAAGAGUUUAUCGGUCUUGGAAAGUCAUGCCGUCAUGCAGGGUUGCAGUUUCCUCACGGCAGUAGGUGGGAGGAGGACUGUAACGCCUGCCAGUGUGUCAACGGAUACGUUCGCUGCUCCAAGGUGCGUUGUGGUCGUCGGCCCUGCCUCCUCCCCAAAGCUUUGCCUCUUCCUGCAGACGCAAGCCCUCCACCCUGCCCUGGAGGUCACGAGUGCGUGGAGCACCAGUUCCUCACUUGCUUCUCACCGCCCUGCCACCAGUGGGGUGUGUGCUCAACGCCGGACCCUCCUACACCCCUGCACACCCAGUGUGAGCCCAACAGCGGUUACCUUGACAACAACUGUGCUCGCAUCACGCUCAUCUUCAAGAAGGACAAAGUGCCGCAGGGCACCACCGUGGAGAACAUCUGCUCUGAGCUGAGGUACCUCCCUGUGACUCAGACGCUGGCCGAGGAGCGAGGGCUGCUCAUCCUCUGUGACCUGUCCUACACCAACAGCGACGCUGUAGAGGUUGCAAUGUCUUUUGAGCAGGACGGGCGUUCAAAGGACAGCGAUCGUGGUCAGAUCCAGAAAGCAGCCAGCACCAUCAUCGGCGCCCUGUCCAAACGCCACAAUAGCACCGUCAUGCUAGCUGUGGUUGAGGUCAAAGUGGAGACACAAGUAGAGUCGCCGCCUGUUGGUUACCUGGUCCCGGUGCUGUGCGUGGUCUUCAGCGUCCUCUGGAUCUUCUGCAUCGUCGUCUGCGUCUGGUGGACCCGCAAGAGAAAGAAAGAGCGCGAAAGAGCGACCCGAUCCGAGGACACCACGGUCAACAACCAGCUAGAGCCGCUGCGGAGCAACGCCCUCAAGGACAACCGCGACAAAGACAUUCAGUACGAAUGCAAGAAACUGAUGGGCCCUUCGGACAGGACGUGCGAUGGGGCUGAGGGUGAGGAGGAAGGGGAGCAGGAGGGUGAGCAGGAGGAAGACGAGGAGAGGGUGAUGGGCAUGGGGGAGAAGUGCCCGCCGCAGAAGUGCUCCAUAGCUGGGGCGGGGCAGGACAGAGGAAUGAUGGGGAAGGGAGGGGUCAUCUGCACGUCGCGCAGCGGGCCGGUCAAGGCGCCCCACCGGACGUACAGCCCCAAAGACAACCGGUGUAAAAACCUGAACGCCGCCAAGCUCAGCGAGGACGUUAAAGACCAAUAUGUAUGAGCACAAGAGGCGGAAAACAAACUGCAAUGUCUUCAACGUCACUGACUUUGAAAUCUUAAAAGCACCAAAAGUGAAGAUUACAGAUGCUUUAGUUUUCUAUUUUUAUUUGUCACACUUUAUUUAACUUUUUCAUCUGCGACAUGGAGGCUUCUUUAACCAAAACACUUUAAAAAAAGAACAAAAAAACAACAACAAUGAGCACCGCAGCUUCUGGAUUUCUGGUUACAGUUUCACUUUGUUUUUUUUCUGUUUACAAGCUGAUUUAUUUGGUUUUUAACUUUUCAACUGAGCGAACACUAACCUUUUUUUCUCUGGACCUUGGAGAUCUAAGUGACCGUCAUUGGCUGGCAGCUGUUAACAUUGUUUCUACUGUUUGGUGCAUUCAGUUCCUGUCUGCCUUAGCCCAAACCUGCGGGCCUUUUUCUACACUGUCUUCAUAAUUUGUCUUUUUAUAAAAAAAAUAACAAAAAAAAAGAUUUUAUACAUGUUAAAGUCCUUCAAAGUUGGCACAGAGAGUCCACUCUUUGAUACCUGGCAUGAGCAUCUUUUGUUUACAUUCACAAACAUCUUUUCCAUCUUGUGUUCUCUAAAUCCUUUUCAGAUAACUUCAUGAUGAUUUUCAGUAUUUUCUUUAGUAGAAAAGUGCCUUCAGCCCUUAUUUUCUCCUUUUUUCUCCUCCGAAAGAGUUUAUGCAGAACUAAAACACGUAUAAAGGGAAAGAUGUCCUAGUAACAACUCUUCACACCCCACUAAAAGUUAUUUUCUUUGCGAUGUAAAUAUGUAAAUAUGAAAAAAUGGCUGUUUAUAUUUGAAUUUUAGUAACUUAAGUGAUGCUUUGUAUCAUAGUUAUUCUAAAGAAUAAGACUGUUUUUGUGCUUGUUGUUUUUUAAUGAUGUCAUUCCGUUUAUUUGUGUCUGUUUGACACUGACAGGUUUUAUACAGACUGUUUCUGAGGUUUCACUGAAUCAUGAGCAUCGGUUUAAAAACAGAUCAUGAUUGUCUUUAUGUGUUAGGAUUAUUUGUUCAAAACCCAAAUAGAGUUAAUAAGAGCAGUCUUCACUUGAUUGUAGGUCGACAGAGUUAAAGAGUAGGACUUUUGACCUACAACGUUAACCUCUCAAAAAAAAUGUUCAAAUUUCUGUCAUCUUUGAGUUGAUAUGUCUUUUAAAAGACAUCUACAUGGGUCAUCCCACUUGCAAAGGAAGGCUUCUCUACAAUGUUGUUAUUUUUCACUGUCCUUACAGCAUGCGAGCUAAGUCUGCUAAAUAUUUCAUCGUCUGCCCUGUAAAUUUCAGUUUCCUCUUUUAAAACUACAGCCUAGUGCUUUUAUUUUAAGUGUGGAGAAGUGGAUGUAUGGGGCUGUGACUUGAUGAGCCUUUGUCGGCUCUGAGUCUCAUAGUUUUGCCUGUGUGUGGGCUAAAGUCGGUAUGGAUAUUAUCAAUGCACCACUAUCUCCACUUUUUAAAACAAGCUAACAAGCUCUGUUAAGUGAGGAAAGUGAGAUAAAAUCAAGAUAAUCUUCCUUUUUGGACACUCCUGGUUCCUUGUCAUCGCCCCCUUUCCUUGUUCCUUUUUCAUGCCCAGCAAAGAACUGGGGACAAUAGGAGUGGGGUGACAGCAGAAAGAUGUGGCGCCACAUUAGGCUGCAUUACCCAGCAUCCCUCACAGGUUGUCAGGAUCCUACAAUAAAAAUCAAUGUAAUCAAGCUGAUGUUGUUGCUGACAUUCGUUAGCAUCAUGUGUAGUUAGGACACGCUUUUAUUAACACCAGUUCUGAGUUUGAGUUUCCCACCGUUCAGAUUACAUAAAAAGCACCCCUCUAUACAUACAUAUUUAAGGGCCUGUGUCAAUAUACAGUUUUUUAUGCUGGCAAUGCCAAAUUUCAUAAAAAAUCUGUGCAGUUAAGCUUUUUUAACUGUUUUAAGUGCACCUCAAAACAGUUCUUGGUGUCACCUUUUUGUCACUGUGCUGACAGCGCUAUCAGUUUAACUUUUGGAAAACUGCUGCAAUGUCAAUGUCACUUGCUUCAUCUACCAUCAUAACCAGAAAAGGGGCAUGACAUAUGGGGAGCUGGUGGAAAAGUGGUCAGGUUGCACCCCAUAUACUUUCCACUCUCUCAUCCCUUCUCCCAGCUCUAUCUGCUGUCAUAUCUCUAUUAAUAAAGGCACAAAAUCCCCAAAAUAAAUCUUUAAAAAAAGAGGGGGGAUGGGACUUAACCAUAGCCUUCGUCAAUGGUAACUGACUCAUCUUGUACAUGUGUAGAGAUAUUACUAAUGCCAGUACAUGGUUCCUUUUCUUUGUUUUUAUAUUUUCAUGGUUGUAAUUCCUUAAAUAAAGGAGAAAAUCAAGGAUAGCUAUUUAAAACAGACUUUCUGGUCACUACCGAAGGAAGCUGGAGACAGCUUUCCUAACAUAGCAACAAUUAGAAGCACUCUGAAACUGAAUCAUGGGCGCUGUCAGCAUUAAAAAAAACCCAUUAACAAGCACAGGCCUGAAGUUAUGCUAGUCAUCCCUUCAAAAUAAUCCAAAUGGUAUUGAUUCAAGCGCAGUAGUUUUCAAAAACUGUUUUUGUUCAGUCCCUUGGCAAUUCUUUUCAAUUUCUGUUGGUCUUUCCCAUUUUUUUCCAUAUUUGGUUCUGUAUUUUGCCAUGCAACUGGUUGUAAUGUAUUCAUUUUAAUGACAAAAGACCUUCAUGGCAUCCCCAAUAAACACAGAAGACUUUCAGUGCAGACAGGUGACAUUUGGUGACACUACAGCAGCCAGAAGAGGUUAAAAGAAAGCUACAUUUGUUUUUCCCUGUCUGAAUAAAUGACAAAUCACUUUUUUUAUUUUGUAAUAUGUACCAGUGAUCUUUACAGUUCACUUUGGAAUAUGCAACAGGAUGGUGAUCAAAGAAAACCAAAUGAUUUUGUUUGUAUUUCUGCACUUUUUGUCCCAUUAUUUGAUGAAAAUUUUGAAGUUAUGUCUAAUAUCACACCCUGAUUUGCUUUUUACUUUUACUUUUGUACUUUAAAAACUGAAAACAGUCAGUUAAAUAUUAAGAUACAUAAGAGAUUCAUUCAUUUUUGCCUCCUCUGACAGUCGUGGUGUCUCUGAAUUUAAAUGUCUGAUAAAUACUGCUGUCUUUUCCAGAGCUUUAUUCGUUAGUUGCUCUUAAUUAGGGACUCCAAAUGGCACAAACAAACAUAUCCCUGUGCUGCGUUGGCGUAUCAGGUCUUAAACCUUUUGAUGACUUUUUGUUAAUCCACACUUUUGGGUCACAGGGUCCAAACAACUUUAAAGCACUGCUGCCUGUCCCUCCUAAGCUCAUCGUACUUCAGUUAUAAAUCUACACUUUUACAGUCUGUUGACAGUGGAGAUGCCGCGCAGGGCAAGCAGGGUGUUUAUUGAGUAUGAAAACCUUUUCAUGAUGGCCGUCGCCCACUGAAGCACCCUUUGAAAGACACUGAUUCCCCCCUUUUAUGAAAGAUUAAAUAUGUGUAGUUUGAAUGGGACUCUACCUGCAGAAGAUCACCCUGCAUCCUUAUUUUCCCUCACCUCUCCUUGUGUUUCUAUCCUGGUCUAAUGAAGGGAACAAGUUGUUGAUGUUGUUGUGCUUGUUGUCCAGUGUUUGUUACGAGUCUGUUUCUGCACUAAGAACACACAGGAAGAGAGAAAAGUUCAGCAUUACCUCCACAGUUGUAGUGAGGAUACAAAGUCAGAUGUUUUCACUAUUUGUGGAUGAAUAUUGUGUUUUCAUUUUCAUGUUCUUGUUAGAAAUACUGAUGCAUAAACCCAAAUUCAUCUUCUGUCAGUACAUUUUAUGUUGUAAGUCCCACAGGAGGGGCUGAAUGUGCAGAACAUUGUAAUUAUUUUGUACAAAAUUUGGUAAAAGUCUUGGUUUGUUAGUGGAAUUUUUUUGUUUGUUCUUAGAACAACCCUAUUAUUUA